AAAUACUUAGAAUUUUUUUGUUUAAAAUCAUUUUUUGCAGUGCAGGACAUGUCUGGGGAAAAUGGCACGUAUGGUCACUCUACUCUAAUCAGUUUGUGCUUUCGUUAUGUAGAAAUAAACUUUACUGAAAAGUUGUUUUGAAACUACACAGAAUUAAAUGACAAAGACGUCAGUUUUGUCUAAGUUGUCUCUUUGAAAGUGAUUAGUCAUCUUCUGGUUAGUUGGCAGUUGCUAGUCAGAGAUGUUUGUGUGUUCAGGAAUGAGCUGGGAAACAUCCACAUCCCCCUCAGAGCUGCAUUUCUCACCUACAGAAACCACAUCCAAGAUGUGUUACUACGACGAUGGGAAACCUUAGAGAUGAUGCUGUAUUCAUGUGGAAUCAUCUCACAUUGUUUCUAAUGAAAAGAGAUUUGAACUGCAUUUCAAAAGCUUUUAAUGGACAACAAAUAAAAGUUGCCUUGAAUGCAUGCUUCAUAUUUUUAACCUAAGAAAACAUCUUCCUUCUUAAAAUGUAAUAUGAAAAGUCUUUAUUUCAGAUGAAAACACAGUCUGCUGAUAUUCUCAGUUAAUUUAUCAUUUCUGGUUUGAGUUAAAAACGCAAAAGUCCUCAAAACGGUGAGGCGUUGUCCUGUGAAUGACAAAUCAACCCCCAAACAUCGAUACGUUCAUGAUGAAUUUGAUGAAGGAUAUUUGUGUGAUAAUUGGGAGUGCAGUAUGACGAGAUCUGACUGUGAGGUCACUUCCUGUGUUUGAAAUACUGGGCGUCUAUAUAAACCCAUAAGAAGUGACUGACCGUCAUUUAAGAUCUGCAGACAUCAAGAGAACAGACAGCUGAGAGAGACAACGUAAGUACUUCACAAACACAUAAUUAAUCUUAUGAAGUUUAGUGUUUAUAAAGUUUAUGUUUUCCUUCUUCUUCUCAGUGUGUUUUGGGAUGAUGUUGAAGGGUCAACGGUCUCAGCAGCGUCUCGCUGUCAUCUUACUUAUGGUGGUGACGAUCGUUCAGUGUCAAGAUGGUGAAAGCAGACGGGCGGUCACAGAGCAUCAGUUGAUGCAUGAUCGUGGUCGCUCUAUUCAGAGUCUGAAGAGAUUGAUCUGGCUGUCCAGUGCAAUCGAGGGACUUCACACCGCCCAGACCCGCACACUGACUGCUGGUGACCCAGACACCCGCCCGGGUCACUUCCUCACUCAGCCUGGCCACAGGAGGACACUGGAGACGCUGCUGAACGACAUGUACAGACCUCACCUCACCGCUGUGCUCGGAGACAGAGAAAAAUAACAUCUGAUGUCCCAGAUAAACAGACUCUUGCCUGUUUGAUGUCCCGGAUAAUCAGACUCUCAUCCAUCUGAUGUCUUGGACAAUCAGACUCUCAUCUGUCUGAUGUUUUGGAGAAUCAGACUAUCACCAACCUGAAGCCCCGGACAAUCAGACUCUUCUGUCUGAUGUCAUGGACAAUCAGACUCAUCCAUCUGAUGUCCCAGAUUAUCCGACUCUUAUCCAUCUGAUGUCCCAGAUUAUCCGACUCUUAUCCAUCUGAUGUCCCAGAUUAUCAGACUUUCACCUGUCUGAUGUCCCAAAUGAUCAGACUCUCAUCUGUCUGAUGUCACGGACAAUCAGACUCAUCCAUCUGAUGUCCCAGAUUAUCCAACUCUUAUCCGUCUGAUGUCACAGAUUAUCAGACUCCCACCUGUCUGAUGUCCCGGAUGAUCAGACUCUCAACCGUUUGAUGUCUUAGACAGUCAGACUCUCAUCUUUCUGAUGUCUUGGAGAAUCAGACUCUCAACCGUUUGAUGUCUUAGACAGUCUGACUCUCAUCUCUCUGAUGUCCCAGAUUAUCAGACUCCCACCUCACUGAUGUCCCAAAUUAUCAGACUCUCAUCCGUCUGAUGUCUCAGAUUAUCAGAAUUCCACCCGUCAGAUGUCCCAGAUUAUAAGACUCCCACCUGUCUGAUGUCCCGGAUGAUCAGACUCUCAAACAUUUGAUAUUUUAGACAGUCAGACUCUCAUCUCUCUGAUGUCUUGGAGAAUCAGACUCAUCCACCUGAUGUCCCGGACAAUCAGACUGGUCCAUCUGAUGUCCCAGAUUAUCAGAUUCCCACCUCUCUUAUGUCCCAAAUUAUCAGACUCUCAUCCGUCUGAUGUCACGGACAAUCAGACUCAUCCAACUGAUGUCUCCGAUUUCCACCCGUCAGAUGUCCUAAAUUAUUAGACUCCCACCUGUCUGAUGUCCCGAAUGGUCAGACUCUCAACUGUUUGAAGUCUUUGACAGUCAGACUCUAAUCUCUCUGAUGUCUUGGAGAAUCAGACUCUCAUCCAUCUGAUGUCCCAGAUUAUCAAUUCCCACCUCUCUGAUGUCCCAAAUUAUCAGACUCUCAUCUGUCUGAUGUCACAGACAAUCAGACUCAUCCAUCUGAUGUCUCAGAUUUCCACCUGUCAGAUGUCCCAGAUUAUCAGACUCCCACCUGUCUAAUGUCCCAAAUUAUCAGACUUUAAUCCAUCUGAUGUCACAGACAAUCAUACUCAUCCAUCUGAUGUCUCAGAUUAUCAGACUUCCACCCGUUAGAUGUCCCAAAUGAUCAGACUCCCACCCGUCUAAUGUCCCAGGCAAUCAGACUCAUCCAUCUGGGGUCGCAGAUUAUCAGACUCUCAUCUGUCUGAUGUCAUGGACAACCACAAUCUCAUCCAUCUGAAGUCCCGGACAAUUAAACUCAUCCAUCUGGUGUUACAGAUUAUCAGAUUCUGAUCUUGUGACUGAACUAAACUAGAUUAUAAUAAUCAGGUUUGUUGUCUGAUCUUUAUUCACACACAAACUGAUUAAAUCCCUGUAAUUCACUGUAUUGUUGGUAGUUAUUAGUGAAAUAUAUUGUUGCUUGUAAUCGUGUUGCUCAUUGUGAACAGGAUUGAAUCACACAUUCUUUAUAUGUGGUUAAUUUCUGCCUCUAUAUUUGUUUUAAAGUUGACUACACUGCUGUUGUAGAUUUAUUUGCUAUAUAUGUGAGUGAUUA
Molecule: messenger RNA, 3006 nt
Organism: Misgurnus anguillicaudatus (oriental weatherfish)
Lineage: Eukaryota; Metazoa; Chordata; Actinopteri; Cypriniformes; Cobitidae
Product: parathyroid hormone 4
Biological process (GO): bone mineralization
Cellular component (GO): extracellular region
Molecular function (GO): hormone activity
Source: RefSeq, a predicted model, not a curated record